Molecule: messenger RNA, 1344 nt
Organism: Plasmodium gaboni
Lineage: Eukaryota; Apicomplexa; Aconoidasida; Haemosporida; Plasmodiidae
Product: leucine-rich repeat protein
Exons: 3
Coding region: 1-1344 (447 amino acids)
Cellular component (GO): cytoplasm
Molecular function (GO): protein binding
Source: RefSeq, a predicted model, not a curated record
AUGAAGAUAGACUUAGAACUGAUUAAAAAAAAAAGCGAACACAAUGAAGGUCUAAUGGAGGAUUUAGAAGAAAUAUCUCUUCAUCAAUUGCAAAUAAAAAAAAUCGAAUUUAUUAAUAUACAUUGUAAAAAUUUAAAAAUACUAUUGUUACAAAAUAAUUUAAUUGAAAAAAUUGAAAACUUAAAUCAACUCAAGAAGUUAGAAUAUUUAAAUCUAGCCAUUAAUAAUAUUACUGUCAUUGAAAAUUUGGAAAAAUGUGAAUCAUUGAAAAAGCUCGAUUUAACACUAAAUUUUAUCGACCUUGAUACAAUCGAAGAAUCCAUAAAAAACUUACAAAAAAACGAAAACUUAAAAGAAUUCUAUAUAAUGGGCAACCCAUGCUCAAAUUGGAUAUACCUAAAAUAUUAUAUCAUCUUUCAUAUUGAACAAUUACAAGUUUUAGAUGGUUGCGAUAUAUUAAUAUCUGAUCGAAUUAAAUCUAAACAAUGUUUUGAACAAGUGUUAGUAUCACUAAAACAAGAAAUACAAAUUAACAAAUCCAAAGGAAAUGAAAAAAAUAAUUUUUAUUCCAUUAAUAAUAGGAAACAAAUUUAUGAAGAAAUAGAAAAAGAGGAAAUGGAAGCAAACAAAUGUAAAAAUGAAAAUAAUGAAAAAAAAAAAAAAAAGGAAAAAAAAGAAUUAUCUAUUUAUAAUGAAGAAGGGGAAAUACGACAAUGCAAUGAAGGACAUUACAAAUUCAUGUUUGACGAAUAUUCCAAUAAAAAAUAUUCCUUUCUUAAAUUAUAUUUACCAAAAUAUCUGUGCAAUUCUUUAAUUCAAAUAGAUCUAAAUAUAUGUUAUGUAAGAUGUAUAAUUAAAGACAAACUUUUCCAAAUAAAAUUAAAUGAUCCUAUUCUAACUGACUUGAGUAAAAUAUCCAGAAAAAAAUACACAGGAGAAUUAUUUAUUAAAAUGAGAAAACAAAGUUAUCAAAAAAAUAAAAUUGUUACAAAGGAAUACUCCAAAGAUGAAAAUGUAUAUAGUUAUGAUAAUCCUACUAACUUACAACAAUCAUUUUUAUUAUCAUCUACAAUGUGUACACCUGAUUGUUCCUCGAAAUCUCAAUCGUCAUCUUCAUCGUUAUCUUCAUCGUCAUCCACUUCCUCUUCUUUUUUUAAUGACCAAUAUACUUAUAUGGUAAAAAACAAAAACAUGAACAAAAAAAAAAAAAAUUUUAAGUCCAAUUUGUCUCUUCCACACAAAAAAAAUAUUCCCUUCUUUUUGGAAGAAAAGCAAAUCAAAUAUUUUUCAAACUACCUUAAUCAAAUCCCAACUCUGGAAAAAAUUUCUAAGAGAAACACAUAA